AUCUUUCUAGUUACUUAUAGUCUACGAUUAUAAAAGAUUACAUUACGAUAAUAAUAAAAUAACGAAUGCAACAUGUAACAUCGAAAGUUGUAUAAAUGAGUAAUAAUAACGUUAAUACAAUGAAGGAUUUUAUAUAUAUAUGAAUGUAUGAAUGUAUACAUAAAUAAAUAAGUAAAUGAAAUAAACAAUUUUCUCUCGAUCUGAAUAAAUAUUAAGAAGGCACACAUUCGAUUUAACUGCUUAAGAAAAAACAUCAUAGAACAGAUAUGGAGAAGAAACAUGGCUCUAAUAUAGUGGAAGAGGAAGAAUUAGAAGAAUCUGAAAAUAUAAUUAUAAAUGAAGUUGAUGGAUUACCAAAUUUACAUCCUAAUUAUCAACAAUUGGAGUUAGAAUUUGAUGUAGAAAAAAAUCGUUCUGAUACAAAUACAAGGACUAUUGAAGAUUUAGUACAUGAUGAAGAUUUACCAACAUCAGUUAUUGUAACUAAUGUAGAUCCCAGAGUUUUUAAAGAUGAUGAAUUAAAGCAAGAAAUACAGAAUCUCUUCAAACAGUUUGGGGAAGAUGCUACAUUUCAAUAUUUUAGAUCAUUUAGAAGAAUGAGAGUGAAUUAUAGUUCUCCAAGUGCAGCAGCAAAUGCCAGAAUACAAUUACACCAAGCUCAUUUUGGUGAGACAGAUAUCAACUGUUAUUUUGCACAACCUGUUACUCCAAUAGAUGUAGAAGAUCAACACCUUCACCCACCAGCAUUAACAAAACAGUUCCUAAUUUCACCACCUGCUUCACCACCUAUUGGAUGGCAGCCUAGAGAGGAAGGCGAACCUUUAGUUAAUCAUGACUUAUUGGCAGCUAUAGCAAAUUUAUCUGCAGGAGGCAGUCAUGAAUUACAUCCUGGUGGUUCAGGACAACCUGGCAUAGUUGUACAUGUUUGUGAAACAACAAAUCCUAUGAAAAAUGUUCCACGUAUUCAACAUACACGUUGUCCAGAACAUUCAUAAACAGCUCUAUUAGAAAUAUUGUCCACUCAUUUGACAAUGAAUUAUUUAUCCAUCCAAGAAGCAAUUAGUGGCAUUACAAACAAUGAUAUUCAACACUCAAAAAUUUAUAUUGCAAUAUUGCAAAAUUAAUACUUUAAUUUGAGAUCACAAAUUCACAAGAAAUAAUCUGUAAAUGUGUUUUGCUCAGAGUAAUAUAUAUAAAUAAUAUUUUAUGCUGACAUUACAAAUAAAUAAAAAUACGUGAUAUAAUGAAAUAAUUUAAAAAAGUCAUCGAAUAUUAAAUAACGUACAAAUAAACUAUUAGAAAAUCUAUAUAAUAUUUCGGAAUAACUUUACACCAAUUCUUAUCCUCUUUUAAUUUAAAAUCACAAUUUAAAAUAUUAGAUGCUUACUUACAAUUAUAAAAAUUAAUAUUAAAAUAUUAAGGGUAAACGAUAUUGAAAUUAGCGAUAUUAACGUUUCACUCGAAGUAUCGAUGUUACAAAUACUUUUAAAGGAAGUAUAUAAAAUUUAUGAUCUUAGAAAAGGCAAUUAGAAUUAAAUUCUUGAUCUGUUAAUUAUCUCAGAAUUUCAAGCAAGAUUUACUCAAGAAAUAUGAUUUGUUACAAAGUGGGUGUGUGUGUGAUAAGUUUGAGUAACAUUGAUAUUUAAUGUACAUAUAUGUGAUUAUAAGAAUGUACCAUGCAACAUAUGAAAAGUGGUAUCAAUGAUACUGUUUUCUGUCAUAUUUUAAUUAAUCAAUAUUAAAAUUUAGAAGUGUGUGAAUGAUUUUUUUUCAUUAAAAAAAAAUAAAUCUUUAGGAAGAAUGUAUAUUUUAUUAAUUAAAUUUGUAGGAUAUAUAUACUUAAUAAAAUUAUAAGUAGUGUUAUCAUUUCAGGAAUUCUUUGCAAUAACAAAUUAAUAUGUUAUUCAAAAUGUAUUAGUGCUACAUGUUUUUUUUUUGUAACAAUAAUAUUUAUGCAUCUGUAUAUGUAAAUGUAUAUAGUGUUCCCACUUGCAUAAAAUAUAUUUCAUAUUGAUGUAAGAUUUAAAGUAAUAUAGAAUUGUUGAAAAUUUAUAAAUAUGUUAUAGCAAAUUACUUUUGUGUGAAUAAAUAUGUUACUCAAAA
Bombus terrestris (buff-tailed bumblebee) is the source of this 2103-nucleotide messenger RNA. RefSeq names its product protein sarah (gene sra). Gene Ontology annotation, cellular component: nucleus; cytoplasm. Gene Ontology annotation, molecular function: calcium-dependent protein serine/threonine phosphatase regulator activity; nucleic acid binding. Gene Ontology annotation, biological process: calcium-mediated signaling. NCBI's taxonomy places the organism in Eukaryota, Metazoa, Arthropoda, Insecta, Hymenoptera, Apidae. Bases 267 to 995 code for a protein of 242 amino acids. The record is from RefSeq and is a predicted model, not a curated record. The transcript is spliced from 6 exons.